CGAAAAGCCAGUCCCAGAAUGGCGUGGUCUGCGUUCCGUUCGCCCAGCCUGUAAUUCGAAAUUUAGGCCGUUGUCGGUCGUCUUGCACCGAAAUUUUCACGCCCAAUCGCCGAUCCGUCUAAUUAACCGUACGCGAAACGACGUUUCCGCGAAAAUCGCGCCCCAUCGUCGCCGGAAAAACGCCGUGCAAAGUGACAAAGGAUCGUCGAACAUCGAUUGACUCGCCAUAUCGCGUGCCGUCGGCCCGCUUCACACCGCAACACACGAGCACCCGACGAUGCGACUGAUACCACCCGAAUUAGCGGCGAAUUAUGAAAUCUGAAGUGCAAGAGGUCCGCGUCGAAUACGUCGAGAAUUCCUCGCAGGAAUACAACAAACCAACACCCUCGCCGCUAGCCCUGCUGGCUGCCACCUGCAGCCGAAUCGGCCCGACGUCCGGCGAACCAGCAACGUCGACGGUCGCCAUGUCGACGACGCCCACGACGCCGACGAACGUCAACGUCAAGAGCGUCCCGGUGGCGGCGAGCCCGCAAGUCGUCAGCGUGCCCGUCGGCCUGCAACAACAGCUGCAACAGCAGCUGCUCCAGCAGCAGGUCAGCGCCGCCGCCGCCGCCCAGAACCACCUCGCCUACAACGUCAUGCAGCCCAUGCAGACGGUCACCGUCGACGGGCAGGAGGCCCUCUUCAUUCCCGCCAUGUCCUUGGCUGGCGGUCAACAGCCCCAGCAAAUCUUCAGCCCGAGCCAAAUAAUCCGCUCCCCGAACACAGUCAUACCGGCGAACAUCCAGAACCUGCAGACGGUGCAGCUGUCGAACGGCCAGAGCGUGACCGUUCGACCGAGCAUACCGCAAAUGGUGCAGUUCCCCAUGCAGCAGACCAUACCGAUCCAGGUGCCCAUAUCGACGGGAAACGGCCAAACGGUGUACCAAACCAUCCAUUUCCCCGUCCAAUUGGCCACCGCCGCCAUGCCGAACAUCAUCCAGGCCUCGGCCCAGCCGCAAUUCGCCAACAUCCUGACGCCCAACGGGCAGAUACAACAGCUGCAGAUCGCCACCAGCGUCGCGGCGCCCCACACGCCGACGUCCGUCGCCCAGAGCACCGCGCAGAUUACCCAAGGCUUGAAAGCCGAUAUGAGCCCUAAGAUGGCGUACCGGCAGACGAUCAACUCGCCGCCGUUGGGCGUUCCGAACCUGAUCCAGGCUCAGCCGCAAAUAGCCAACAUUCUGAUGCCCAACGGGCAGAUACAACAGCUGCAGAUCGCUUCGAGCGUUGCGCAGGCCGCCGCUCCUCAGCAGACCACCACGCAAAUCCAAGCGCAGGUUGAUACUUCUCCGCAAUUGACUUUCACCGGCGCCAAUGGGCAACAAUUCACCGUUAUACCGGCCACGAAUUUGCAACAAGUCAGAAACGCCACAGUAGGAAACAUUGGAAAUUUAGGAAACCUCAUUCAAGUGCCUAACAUUCAAACGAUACCUAAUAUACAGAACAUACCGGGCUUGGGCAACGUUCAAGUGAUAACGCAACAGGCGCCGGCGCCGGCGCCGACCCAAAUCGCCGUCGGCCAGCACAUCCAGCAGGACCCGUCGGAUCCCAACAAAUGGCAGGUGAUCCCUACGGUGACGGCGGCGCCGCAGGCGUCCCAAGCGCAGGCGCCCCAGGCGUCCCAGGCGCCCACGGUGACGUUCGUGACGGCUCCCGAUAACAGUAACAACACUGUGCAAAUGUCUACCGAAUCGAACGCGACCGAUAUCAAGCAGAGGGUGCGACGGGUGGCUUGCACCUGUCCCAAUUGCCAGGAAGGUGAACGUCAUACGGAUCGUAAGAAACAGCAUAUCUGUCACAUACCGGGGUGUAGUAAGGUUUACGGGAAGACGAGCCAUUUGAGGGCGCACCUUCGGUGGCACACGGGCGAGAGGCCUUUCGUUUGUACUUGGUUGUUUUGCGGAAAAAGGUUUACCAGAUCGGACGAAUUGCAAAGGCAUCGACGAACGCACACCGGCGAAAAACGGUUCCAGUGCAACGAAUGCAACAAGAAGUUUAUGAGGUCCGAUCAUCUUUCGAAGCACUUGAAGACCCACCAAAAACAAAGAAUUAUGAAGCAGGACAUGCCUGAUGACCAAAACGAAGACGAAUCGUGGGAACCGGACCAACCGGAGGCCGCUUCAUCGCCGCAAAACGAAUCGCAGAAGCUUUGGAUAACGGAUAAUAAAACAGCCAUCAGCCAGCCGGUGGCGACGGCCGAAUCUCAAAGCGAAAUGAAACCAGUUUGGAUUACAGACAGCAAAAACAACAUCAAAUACGCUAUAACGCACGUAAAUUACUCGCAAGAAGCAGCCACUUCGACUCAAUCGGCUUCCUCGGACAGUUCGAGUAACGAAGAAAAAAUGAUGAUUACGAUAAGUACAUCGGAACCGGACGAGCUCAUUAUAGCCGAUGCUUUGGAUAGCUGAGCGCGAGCGCCUUUUUAUUUGAUAAGCGAAAAAGAUUGUUUGUUACGUUGAUUCUUUUUAGGAGAGGUCGCUUUUAUUUA
Phyllotreta striolata is the source of this 2530-nucleotide messenger RNA. Lineage: Eukaryota; Metazoa; Arthropoda; Insecta; Coleoptera; Chrysomelidae. The record is from the annotation of a GenBank genome assembly.